AUGAAGCUGGCCACAGACUAUCUCCAUCAGUACUACGAUCUGCAGACGGAGCCAUUGGGACGAUCCAAACGGAGCUGGCCCGACUUCGCCUCCAAGGUGAAAGAAAUGCAGAUAUUUUUCGGCCUGAACGCCACAGGUGAGCUGGACUCCGAGACUCUGGAAAUGAUGAGGAGUCCUCGGUGUGGCGUCCCUGACCUGGAGGAUUUCAGCCACCUGCAGGGAGCCCGUUGGAACAAGAAUGUCAUCACGUACAGUGUCAGCAAGUACACCAGAGAUCUGCCACGCAGCACUGUGGACGCUCUGGUUGAGUCAGCGUUCAGCGCUUGGGCCAGAGCCAGCGGCUUGACAUUCGUCAGGUUGAACAGCCACAAUGCUGACAUCAUGGUGGAGUUUGUGAAGCGGGAUCAUGGGGACUUCUACCCAUUCGACGGACCCAGAGGAACGCUGGCUCAUGCCUUCGCUCCAGGUCUGGGCGUCGGAGGAGACACUCACUUCGAUGACGAUGAACGGUGGACGGCCGGUGACACAGGAUUUAAUCUACUCAUGGUCGCGGCGCAUGAGUUCGGACACGCUUUGGGCUUGAAGCACUCCAGGAACCCAGAGUCACUCAUGUAUCCAAACUACCGACCGUCCCGCCGUGGCAACCUGUUAUCGAAAGAGGACGUAGCUAAUGUCAAGGCACUUUACAGUCCAGUCAGAGGUCGUCCCAAGUUCUUCUCCAGGUACAGCUGGAAUUCUCUGUCCAACCCCUGGCUGGUGGCUCCACUUCUUCCAUGGCUCAUGGAGGACAGAUGCUCCCCGGACGUGACCUUUGACGCCGUGUCGACUCUGGGAGACUCAACCUUUUUUUUCAGAGACAAGUACCUUUGGAUAAAACACAACCAGCAGUUCGACAUUAAAGAGGGGCCCAUCUCCAACUUCAUGCCAAAAAUCGAAACGGGAAUCGAUGCAGCCUUCUGGGUUCCACGCAGAUCAACCGCUUACCUCAUUCACGAGUCAAUGUUCUGGACGGUGAAGGGUUCGGCUAUAAAGGGGAAGCCCAGAGCUCUCACUCACUUUGGGUUCCCGGCCUGGGUCCAAGAGGUGGAUGCAGCGGUGCACAUCGUGAAAACAGGACGUACCCUGUUCUUCAUGCAUGACAUCUAUUGGAGUUAUAAUGAAAACAGGAGGGUCAUGGAUUUUGGCUACCCCAAGUACGUCACUGAGGACUUUCCUGGAAUCAACGCAACCAUCAAUGCAGCCUAUUAUAAGGACGGCUUCAUCUUCUUCUUCGUCGGACCGCAGGUCUACAAAUACGACCACGCCCAGAAGCAGGUUGCCGGAGUGGAGAGAGCCAACGCUUGGCUCGGCUGCUGA
Messenger RNA from Synchiropus splendidus (mandarinfish), 1356 nucleotides. RefSeq names its product matrix metalloproteinase-20-like. The transcript has 10 exons. The record is from RefSeq and is a predicted model, not a curated record. The coding region runs from base 1 to 1356 and encodes 451 amino acids. Gene Ontology annotation, biological process: proteolysis; amelogenesis; extracellular matrix organization. Gene Ontology annotation, cellular component: extracellular matrix. Gene Ontology annotation, molecular function: zinc ion binding; metalloendopeptidase activity. Lineage: Eukaryota; Metazoa; Chordata; Actinopteri; Syngnathiformes; Callionymidae.